Molecule: messenger RNA, 2685 nt
Organism: Centruroides sculpturatus (bark scorpion)
Lineage: Eukaryota; Metazoa; Arthropoda; Arachnida; Scorpiones; Buthidae
Product: KICSTOR complex protein ITFG2-like
Exons: 4
Coding region: 1046-2404 (452 amino acids)
Biological process (GO): regulation of TOR signaling
Cellular component (GO): KICSTOR complex
Molecular function (GO): protein binding
Source: RefSeq, a predicted model, not a curated record
UUUACCAUACAAUAACAAUUAUAUUGAUUAGAAAGGAAAUUAAUAAAAAAGAAUUACAGUAUUAAUUUAAGUUACCAAGAUGAUGAUACCAAUAGUAAUAAUCAAACACCUUUCAUCACAUGAUACAUAAAGUAUGGAAUUAUACAUUGUCAAUUAAAAGUAUGCCAUAAUAAAUAGGUUCAGAUAUAUUAUACAAUCUAUUUAUGCAUAUGUAAUAAAGAAAUUAAGAUAUGGCCAUGGGAUUUAAUUAUCCUUAAGCAUUUUUAAAUUAAAGCAAUUAAAAUAAUUCCAGAACUAGUGACAUACAACAAAGGCGAUGAUGAGAAAAUUAUAUUGAUCUGCUAUAUUUACUAUUAUGAAUUUAUGUUGGUGCUUUGCAAAUAGUUUUUUUUUUUUUACGGAAAAUAUGAUUUAUAGAGUAACAAAUAAAAUCCUUUGAGAUUUCACAUUUUUUUGAGGAAAAAAGUGAAAUUAUGUUCAGAGGAAAACAUUCUAAAUCGAUGAAGAGGUUAUCCAUAAUUUACGUAACACACGUAUGGGGGUAUGCAGUUAUUAUUAUUCUCUUUCCUUGAUUUAGAAUGUUUUCCUUUCAAGAUUUCAUUUUGAGGGGAUGUAGAUAUUAAUCUACAUGGCGGGGAAAUAAAUAAAUAUAUAUAUAUAUAGGAUCAGCUAAUUUAUAUAAUACCCAUUUUAAAUGUUUAAAUUGUUUUGAAUUAGUCCAUUUUAUUGUGUUUGUACGUGGUAUACUCGAACCAGAUUUUAUAAUUAAUUUUUGCUGGCGUAUUGCUAAGCCAAUCUCCAAAUUAUCGAAACUAAAAUCUACUGUAAUUUAAAUGAUAAUUGUUAUAUAAACCGUGACGAUGGUCGGUCGAACUGAUCGAUAUCGAAUCAAUGCGACUGCAAAGUAGACUAAGAGCAGGCAAGGAAUACAAGGGCAGUUUGAAAGCUCACGCAACGUAUUUUAUACGCUACUUACGUAACUUUCUAUUGUAAAACCGUUAUCAACAAUUAAAAAUUCAAGCUGGAUACGAGCAAACAAAAACUUAUGCCAGAUCUAACUUAUUUUGAAACGAAUGUAACUAAGAUGACGAGCGAUCAGAAUCAGAAAUCGUCGGAAGACGAGAUAAUACCUUCGAGAGUGGAAACACCAGAGCCGAUACCCGAUGAUUGUACCUGCCUCGAAUGCCUUCUACGACCUAUACAAAGCAUGGUUCGGAUUUUCGGGGUGGAUUUCCAUUUUGGAGAAGAAGGCCACGAGAAACCGGAGAGAGAGAAAAAAAUGCAUAAAUGGAGGAAGGUAUACGGCAUCAUUAUUUUGCUUUUCAUGUGGAUGGCCGCUGGUAGACAGGCCGGAUCCUUUUUUAUGAUGAAUUGGAAGAGUAAAUUGUAUUUUGGUGACAUCAGCCAGAUUUUGCCCAAAGACGGUAGCUCUUGGUUAUAUGUCUAUCUGACUUCACACUGGAUCGCUUGCUUGUCUUUGACCACCUUCUUCUUCACCGACAAAACUUACUACUUGACAAAUUUGAUGUAUUUGUUGGAAGAAAUGCGUUCCGAUACGGCUCGUCACAGAAGAAUCGAGAAAACGAUACUGGGAUGGCAAAAAUCUUUAAUGUUUGGCACGAGCCUCUGCUUUGUCGGAUUCACCAUCUAUGCCGUAAUUCUCUUUUCUUAUUGGCGAUUUAAGCACAUGAGCCCCAGUGAUGACAAGCUUCUGGUCGCUUUCCAAAUAUUUUGGGCCUGUUUAGAGAAAAUAUAUCUGUACGGAAUGGGAUUAUACGGGCCCGUUUUUUUGGUAUUGAAUAAUCUGAUCGUAAUCAAAUCCUAUCAAGAAUACGCCGAACAAUUAUCAGAAGAAGUCAAUGGAGACAUUCAGCAAACUAAUUUUCAAGCCUUGCAAAUUAAAUACCACAGACUUUGCCAAAUGAUUGGAUACAACGAUCAGUUAAUGAGAGGAGUCUCGAAUUUCACUUUCCCUGGUCUCAUUUUCAUGCAGGCAUUGCUCUUCUACUUAGCACUCUUCAGUCUCACUCUACCCGCAUCUAAAAUUAUGAUAAAGAUUCUGACCUUUCUAACAAUAUUGAUUUUCGCUGUUGCUUGUUGUUAUCCCGCGGCUUUGACAUCUGCUGCUACCAGACCUUAUGACGUUUUGUACGAGGCGACUUUCAUGCCUAUCAAAGUGGAAAAUCAAUUCCGAAUUCACGAUCUGAUGAAACAAAUUGGAGGUUCGCCCAUCGGCUUGACAUGGUUGAAUGUAUUUGUCAUGAAUAAGGGAGCCAUUAUAAAGGUUAUCAGUUUGUUGCUUUCCAUUUUCAUCUUCAUGUUGCAAUUCCAACAAUUACAUGAAAGCAGAGAUUGCGCCGCUCAAGAAGAACGAGAAUAUCAAAGAGAUUUUAUCCAAGAUUGAGGGGUGAUGAACAAUCCUGAACUUCUAAACGCUCAAACUAUUUAAACAAUAUCCUUAAGUUGAUACAUUUUUAUCAAUAUGAUUGAAUUAUAAUAUGAUUUUGGGAUAAUUUGGUUUUUAAAUUAUAGAAUAUGUAACUUUUUUGAAUAAUUACAUAAUUACUUAUGAUUAUUUUUUCUAAUUACCAUAUAAAGUGGAUCAAUGACUUCAGCCAAAAGUAAUAGUAUGGCUGGUUGCCCAGCUGAUUAUUUAUUGAUCCACACUUUUAAAAUUUUUAAAAA